Messenger RNA from Sus scrofa (pig), 4291 nucleotides. It is a transcript of the gene AMOTL2, whose product is annotated as angiomotin like 2. The record is from RefSeq and is a predicted model, not a curated record. Gene Ontology annotation, biological process: hippo signaling; angiogenesis; establishment of cell polarity involved in ameboidal cell migration. Gene Ontology annotation, cellular component: bicellular tight junction; cytoplasmic vesicle; plasma membrane. Lineage: Eukaryota; Metazoa; Chordata; Mammalia; Artiodactyla; Suidae.
AGGGCUCGGAAGGGAGGGAGGGAGGCGGGCCCGCGACGCUUAAAGACCUCUCCGGACCGCGGGCUACUCUUGUCCACCCGCUGCAGGGACAGCGGCGGCCACCGGGUUCUUGUGGUCACCCAGGAGUCCGGGUGCUCUGGGGCCAGGUACCACUGGCCUUUGUCCAGGCAGGUGGGUGCAAGCCCAGGAAGCAUGAGGACGCUGGAAGACUCUUCAGGGACGGUCCUGCACCGCCUCAUCCAGGAGCAGCUGCGCUAUGGCAACCUGACUGAGACCCGCACGCUGCUGGCCAUCCAGCAGCAGGCCCUGCGGGGUGGGGGCGCUGGGGGCACAGGGAGCCCCCAGGCCCCUCUGGAGAUCAUGGCCCCCGAGGACAGUCAGGUGCUACAGCAGGCCACAAGACAGGAGCCCCAGGGCCAGGAGCACCAGGGCACCGAGACCCACCUGGCAGAGAACAGCCUGUACCGCCUGUGCCCACAGUCCAGCAAGGGCGAGGAGUUGCCCACCUAUGAGGAGGCAAAAGCCCACUCACAGUACUACGCGGCCCAGCAGGCGGGGUCCCAGGCACAUAUUGGGGACCGGGAUCCCCGCGGGGCCCUGGGAGGCAGUCGGAGGCAGGAUGAGGCCCUGCGCGAGCUGAGGCACGGGCACGUGCGCUCCCUGAGCGAGCGACUCCUGCAGCUGUCCCUGGAGAGGAACGGGGCCCGCACCCCCAGCCACAUGAGUGCCUCCCACAGCUUCCCUCAGCUGGCCCGCAACCAGCAGGGCCCCCUGCCCAGGGGCGCCCCCGCUGAGGGCCCAGAGCCCCGUGGACCUCCACCUCAGUACCCACAUGGCGUGCUAGCUCAUGAGACCACCUCCGCUGUCACCGACCCGCGGUACCGCGCCCGUGGCAGCCCACACUUCCAGCAUGCGGAAGUCAGGAUCCUGCAGGCCCAGGUGCCUCCUGUAUUCCUCCAGCAGCAGCAGUACCAGUAUCUGCAGCAGCCCCAGGAGCACCCCCCACCCCCACACCCAGCUGCCCUCAGCCAUGGCCCACUGGGCUCCCUCAGCCCACCUGGGGUAGAGGGCCCAGCAAACACCCAGGCCUCCUUGGCCACCUCAGGCAGUGCCCACCUGGCCCAGAUGGAGACUGUGCUGAGGGAGAAUGCCAGGCUGCAGAGGGACAACGAGAGGCUGCAGAGGGAGCUGGAGAGCUCGGCGGAGAAGGCGGGUCGCAUCGAGAAGCUGGAGAAUGAAAUCCAGAGGCUCUCUGAGGCCCAUGAGAGCCUGACGAGGGCCUCUUCCAAGAGGGAGGCCCUGGAGAAGACUAUGCGAAACAAGAUGGACAGUGAGAUGAGGAGGCUGCAGGACUUCAACCGGGAUCUUAGAGAAAGAUUGGAAUCUGCAAACCGCCGCCUGGCAAGCAAGACACAGGAGGCCCAGGCAGGCAGUCAGGACAUGGUGGCCAAGCUGCUGGCUCAGAGCUACGAGCAGCAGCAGGAGCAGGAGAAGCUGGAGCGGGAGAUGGCACUGCUGCGCGGAGCCAUCGAGGACCAGCGGCGGCGCGCUGAGCUGCUGGAGCAGGCUCUGAGCAACGCCCAGGGCCGGGCAGCACGGGCUGAGGAGGAGCUGCGCAAGAAGCAGGCCUAUGUGGAGAAGGUGGAGAGGCUGCAGCAGGCCUUGGGGCAGCUGCAGGCUGCCUGUGAGAAGCGAGAGCAACUGGAGCUACGUCUGCGGACGCGCCUAGAGCAGGAACUCAAGGCCCUGCGUGCGCAGCAGAGACAGGCAGGCACUCCCACCUGUGGCAGUGGCAGUGGUGGGUCCCCGGAGCUCAGUGCCCUGAGGCUGUCGGAACAGCUCCGGGAAAAGGAGGAGCAGGUCCUGGCCCUGGAGGCCGACAUGACCAAGUGGGAGCAGAAGUAUUUGGAGGAACGUGCCAUGAGGCAGUUUGCCAUGGAUGCGGCCGCCACAGCCGCCGCCCAGCGGGACACCACCCUCAUCCGACACUCCCCCCAGCCCUCGCCCAGCAGCAGCUUCAACGAGGGCCUGCUCACUGGUGGCCACAGGCAUCAGGAGAUGGAAAGCAGGUUAAAAGUGCUCCAUGCCCAGAUCCUGGAGAAGGACGCGGUGAUCAAGGUCCUUCAGCAGCGUUCCAGGAAAGACCCUGGCAAGGCCACCCAGGGCUCCCUGAGGCCCGCCAAGUCUGUGCCAUCUAUCUUUGUGGCUGCAGCUGCAGGGACCCAGGGCUGGCAAGGGCUCUCCUCUGGCGAACGGCAGAUGGAUGCUUCUGUCCAGCUGACUGCAGCAGACAGAGCAGAGGAGCCCAUGGCCACAGCUCCCCUCGCUGCCCAUGCCAAACACGGGAGCAGAGAUGGGAGCACUCAGACCGAGCCCCCAGACAGCACUGCCCCCUGCCUGGGCCUGGAGCCUGACAGCCUUCUGGGGUGCAGCAGUGGCCAGAGGACCGCCUCGAUGGAUUCUGUUGCCACAUCCAGAGUCCAGGAUUUGUCGGACAUGGUGGAAAUUCUGAUCUGAAGGAGGCGGUGCCUCGGAGACGCUGAACCAUUCCCUGCUCGCCUCUGCCUCUGCCACGCCCCCAUUCCAGCAGCCCCCCUGCUGCCGUGGUCCCCGCCCCUCUCCGAGCCAGGCACUCAUUCCCGCUGACCAUCUGGUCCCAGGAGUUGGGGAAGGAUGCUGCAGGGGCGAGGGGAGCUGUGAGCACUGUCCCCUGCCCCACAGAAAACUCUGCCCCUUAGCCCCACACUCCUCCUGGACCCCUGCAGGAUGAGGACUUGACCGCUACUGCCGCCCAAGGCUUGCUGCCAGGGUAGCAACUGAAAGCUCAGAAGGGAGCUGGCCCCUUCUGCACCCCUCACUGGGCAUGCGGGCAGGGAGGGAGGGUAUAUGCUGAUUUGGGGGGCUCAUUUCCAAGGAUGGCUGCCUGUGGACACCAGGUGGGCUGGUCUAAUUGUCAAGCCUGGCUCAGUGCGGUCCCUCCAACCUCAUCUGCUCCUCAGCGCCUCAUUGCCUCCCUGGUGUCAUCAAGAUUUUUGUCUUGUGGGGACUGUUGAGGGUGUUUGCCCCCCCACACUUGCAGAUGACUGGGUUGUGCUGGGAAGUUUGUAUAUAAUUCCCUUUCUUGUGAAACGGGCGCUUCAGAUUUGCCCCCCACCCUGUUCUAUGCUCCCAUCCCUGUUGUUCCUGUACUUCUGACCAGCCUCUCAGCCAUCUCCCCAUCUCCAGACCCUGUCCCGUGGGUGCGAUACCAGUUGAUCUGAGGGAUGUUGACUGUCUUUUUCUUCAUCUUGAAACCUGUUUUAAAUGUCCAUGGGGACCCCCCUCCUGCCAUCACCAGCCUCUUGAAAUAGCUCCACAGCUCCUGUCCCUGGGACAUCCUGUCCAUUUGGUUAUGAACCCUGAGCCAGCUGAAGCAGCCACCACCCAGGCCUCAGCCGUGGUGGGCUUCCCAGCACCACUUCUCCCGAAGGAAACUGGAGAGAUGGCAUUGUCCUCAUCGGUCUUUGUUUCUCACCACCCCCCCGGAGGGACUGGGAGAGAGCUGUGCUGGUGAAAACUAGGCCAUGAGUUAAGAGAUGUGAGAUGGGACUCAAGAGUCUUCUGAAUGGAGCCCCUGUCACAGCGUGGUGCCCUGAGGCUGGCUCCUCAAGCCACCCAGCACCCGGAAGCAGGGCCAGGGCUUGGGAACUGGAGUGAAGCAUCCAAUGGCAGCCUGCCAGAGGCAGUGACUUUAACUUCUGGUCUUAAAGAGGCCCCCAGCUCAGCCCCAGGAGCGAUCGGUGGGUUUUAGUAAUUUGUCUUGACUGUUUUUAGUCCUCCUUGACUCUUUGUGUUUUUUUCCUUUACUUUUUUUUUUUUUUUAGGUUUUGUAUGUGUUGUUUUAUUCCCGUGGUUCCUCAAGUUUCCUUUUUAAACAUUUGCAUUUGCUGGACAAUUGCAUAUUUUUUUUAAAUCCCCCUUCCCCUCUUUAAAGCUGAAAAAUGCAUUUGGUUCAUGUGCAUUGUUUACAAAGAAAAAAGAAAAAAAGAGAAAAAAAGCCAAAAAAAAUCAUGAAAGGAAAAAAAAAUGACUUAAUAUAUUUUGGAUUAAUAUUUGGUAUUUCUUUUAAAGUAUUUUUUGUGCUGUGAACAUUUUCUGCCAAAGACCAUGAUGUGUGUCUGUAUGUUUAAGUUAUCAUAAAUAUUUAAAAUGUAAACAUGGCUGUUUUGUUAUGCCACCCUGUACCAGGAUUGCUGCUGCAUUCCACUGGGUAUAACAGUAUUUUAAUUAAAAAAAUUUUUAAUUCAAAGCA